AUGGCCGCCGUGGAGGUGAUGCCCACCAAGGAGCAAGCGGUCGACGACGUGCUCUCCCACAACGGCGCCUACGGCCGGCUAGGGGAUGUCUACCGGGCAUUUCAGGAGCGGAGAGAGGCAUUGGGGCUGUCCAAUCCCGGUGUGGUAGAGAGCAUUGCGCGCGAGGUGCAGCGCGAUGUCUUCCUGAACAACUCGAGCUUCUCUGGCCUGCGGGCCGAGCUCACCAAGGCCUUCAGCGCCGCCCCGCUCUUCCAGGUCGCCCACUCGCUGUCCAUGGGAUCGCAGCUGCAGCCGCCCUACUCAUACAUGGUCCUCUACGGGUCGCCGAGGAUUUUCAUGCAGGGCAGUCUCGACAAUGACCUGCAGUUCUCCGGUCGCUUCAACUGGCGCUGGACGUCGGCCCUUGUCAGCAAGACGGCCGUCCAGCUCACAUCGCAGGGCAACAUGGUCUCGCUGGAGAACGACUACACCGGCGCCGACUUCUCCGCCUCGCUCAAGGCCGUCAACCCCUCCCUCCUCGACGGCGGCAUAACCGGCAUGAUCAUGGCGAGCUACCUGCAAGCCGUCACACCAAGGCUGUCCCUCGGCAUCGACGCUUUCUGGAGCCGCCCCGCCACCGCAUACCCACCAGAGCUCAACGUCUCGUACGCUGCGCGAUACAGAGCUGCCGACUGGAUGGCGUGCGGACAGAUCAUCCCGGAUCGCGGGGUGCUAGAGGCCUCCUACUGGCGCAGGCUGACCGACAAGGUCGAGACGGGCAUCAACUGCAACCUCGCCUUUGCCGGCAUCGGUCCUGGAGGCCCCAUGGCAGGUCCCCAGAAGGAGGGCCAGGUCACCAUUGGUGCCAAAUACGACUUCCGCCAGUCGUCCUUCAGGGCGCAAAUCGACAACCAGGGCAAGGUCUCGUGUCUGCUGGAGAAGAUGAUUGCGCCGCCCAUCCGCGUAACUUUCUCUGGCGAGAUUGACCACAAGCAGGGCCCACAAGCUGCCAAGCUCGGUCUGGCCGUCGCGAUAGAAGCCGCCGACGAGGCUGUCAUGGAACAGCAAGAGAUCCCCGGCGCCGCUGUCCAGGCUGGCGCAAUCCCCUUCUAG
Messenger RNA from Dothidotthia symphoricarpi CBS 119687, 1092 nucleotides. RefSeq lists its product as uncharacterized. Gene Ontology annotation, cellular component: mitochondrial outer membrane; mitochondrial outer membrane translocase complex. Gene Ontology annotation, biological process: protein import into mitochondrial matrix. Lineage: Eukaryota; Fungi; Ascomycota; Dothideomycetes; Pleosporales; Dothidotthiaceae. Gene Ontology annotation, molecular function: transmembrane protein transporter activity. The coding region runs from base 1 to 1092 and encodes 363 amino acids. The transcript is spliced from 3 exons. The record is from RefSeq and is a predicted model, not a curated record.